This is a messenger RNA of Megalobrama amblycephala (Wuchang bream), 2940 nucleotides long. RefSeq names its product deoxynucleotidyltransferase, terminal, interacting protein 2 (gene dnttip2). Gene Ontology annotation, cellular component: nucleolus. Gene Ontology annotation, molecular function: RNA binding. NCBI's taxonomy places the organism in Eukaryota, Metazoa, Chordata, Actinopteri, Cypriniformes, Xenocyprididae. The coding region runs from base 79 to 2667 and encodes 862 amino acids. The record is from RefSeq and is a predicted model, not a curated record. Gene Ontology annotation, biological process: RNA processing. The transcript has 7 exons.
UGCAUCGAUUAGUCCGGUCUGCGCAUAGAGAGGACGCGUCUCGCAGGCGGAAGUUCACACAGCAUCAUCAGUGGCAAGAUGGUGGCCACCAGGAGAGGAACGAGCGUGGGCUCCCCUGUGAAAAAUAGUAGCGAUGAAAACUCUGGAGCCACGCAGCCUUCUCUUUCGGCCAGAAGAACACGGCACAGAACGCUAAUGGAGGAAAACCAGUACCAAGCUGAAAUUACUGGCGACAGUACCACCUCUUCCUUAGCAGCAAGUCCGCCCAAGCGAGACACGAGAAGAUCCACUCGUCUCCUUGCUGACAAAAAGCAGCCUGACUCUACCCAUGAAGCUGAUGUGUCUGAGUCAGAAUCUUGCUGCUCUGUAGUUUCUGAUGUACAAGCAACUCCUAGAACCCGACGGAGAACUGUGGUCAGGGAGAAGCGCGCUGAACAGGAUGAGGUAUCUGAAGCCGAAUCCUGCUCAUCUACAGUUUCCGCGACCCGUUCUCGUAGAGCCCCUCGCAGCCUGAGGAAAUGUGUUCUGACUUCAGCGGCCUCAAAGGAUGCCGAAAAGGUAGAUGACGAUGAUGAUCCCUCAGGGGCCGAGUCCUGUAGUUCUGCAGUAUCUGUCACAAAAGUAACGGACACUCAUCGGAUAACGAGGAGCCAUCGGAAGACUGCUGUUCCUACAACAGAAGCAGAUCCAUUUGAUCCAGAUUCAUGCUCCUCCAGUGUUUCCGGCCUUCGUGGCUCUGUGGUCCGCAGAUCUGCACGAAACCCGAGAGUAAAAGUGAUCGAGCCAAUCCCUUUGAGCUUAGAGGAAACCACAGACACCCCUUCUUCUCCAGUACCCAGGAAGCUGAGAGAUCGUAGGCGCAAAACAGCUGCUGAAGAUGAUGAAUACGACUCUGAUGGAUGCAAGUCCGGUCCCAGCAUGAGUCCCUGGAGAUCCACAAGGCGUCAAGCCAAACUCAAAACUGAAUCCGAUUCAGAAUCGGUAGCUACUGACGUCUGCACCUCUCAGGGGAGCCCAAGCCCUCAGAGAGGAAGAGGGACUCCUUGUAGUAGCCGAACCGGGUCUGCCAGUAGUGCCCGUGCGGUUCCUGUAACCAGGACAAGAAGUAAAGCAAGAUUGACUAAUGAUGUUGGUGACACUGCUGCUGCCAUGCCUGAGGAACAGAAAGAGGGUGAGGAGCAUGAACUUAUUCCAGUCCUUGAUGGAGAUAAGGCUGAAGACACAGUAGAUCAACUGGACAGCACCAUGACCACGGACACCAGUGAAGCCCUACAAUGCACCAUGAUUGAGGAGAAAGCUGAAGAUACCACUAUAGUUCUUGAUCAGGAUGAGCCCAUCGAGAUGCUAGAACCUCAGAGCAGCAUGCAAGACAUCAAGCCAGUGGAGGACCAUGGAACCGCAACUCUGACGCCUCAGGAAGAACCAGGGGCUGAAACUUCUGUUACACUAACUGAAGAUAGAGAAGAACCUGGUGAUGUUUCCAUUGAAAAUAAUGCUCAGAGAUGUUCUGAACCUGUGAAGGAGGAUACGGUAGAAGCCGCCCCAAAAGAUCUUAUACCAGUUGUAGUUGAGGAGCAUGAGGAAAUGGUCGAGUGUGAGAAGAAAGGUGUAAUAGUUACUGAGGAAGCUACUGACACUGUUAAGACAACUGAGGACGACUCUGACCUUGAAGGCCCUUCUACAAGCUCACGUACUCGAGCAAAUUUGACCACCACAGUGGAAACUUCUAAGAAACCUCCUCCCCAGAAAGAAAUGAUCAGUUUACUUGACAGCAGUGAGGAUGAAGAUAGUGCUGAUGAAGGUCUGCCUUCAGAGGAGGAGGGAUGUUCACAAGAAGAUGUGGAGAGUGAAGACCAUGUGAUGUCAGAAGCAGAGGCUCAUGGUAAUGGACUGUUUGUCAUAGACACUAGACCUGGACGACAGCCUGAUGAACAGUACUAUGUUGAUGCCAAGCGAACAGAGGAAGAGGAUGAGGAUGAUUUUGUUGACGAAGAGGGAGAGGAUGAUGAAGAUGCCGAUUCAAAAGUGCUCUUCACUCCCAGAAAGCCUCUGAUGCAACUAUCUAGUUCCAUUGACACAGGUCUGAAAAUGAAGGAACUUGGUGGUUUGUACAUCAGUUUUGAUGGUAUUAAGCCGAAGAAUCUUACCAACAUUUCAAAAACCCAGAAGAACCUGAACAAUCAGGAUGAGUUGCUGAAGAAGAGUGUUAUCGUUCCGGAUUUUGAGAAGAAUGAUGCUGUGCCACCUUACAAGGAAUCAAAGAAUGCUGCUAAACUCAAACGCAAGGCGGAAAGAGAAAAGACAUCUGGCGAUGGCUGGUUCAACAUGAAAGCUCCUGAAUUAACAGAAGAGCUCAAAAAUGACCUCAAGGCACUGCAGAUGCGCUCAGCCAUGGACCCAAAGCGCUUCUACAAGAAGAAUGACAGAGAAGGAUUUCCCAAAUACUUUCAGGUUGGUACAGUGGUUGACAGCCCGGUAGACUUUUAUAAUUCACGAAUCCCCAAGAAACAAAGGAAAAGGACCAUUGUGGAGGAGCUUCUUGCUGAUGCAGAGUUUAGAAGCUUUAAUAAAAGGAAAUAUCAAGAGAUCAUGACAGAAAAGGCGGCACAGGCCUCUGGCAAGACGAACAAAAAGCACAAGUUCCAUAAAAAGAAAAUGAAUAAAUAAUUUCACAAGGCAAAUCUGAAUUUUUUUUUUUUCAUCUGUUUUUUUAACAGGACUUGUUAGCCUUUAUAAAUGCGAUAAAUGAUUAAAAGUAUUUGUAAUAAUCCACUGAAAUUAAAAAAAUAUUUAGUUGCCUUGUAAGUUAAAAACAUGCAACUUGUACAGAGAAGUGAUUUUAUACUUUUUAAGGUUUUUCCUCAAAUGAAUUGUGAUUGAAAGACUGAUUGAUUACAGCUCUCCAACUGUGGAUUCACAAUAAAUCAGGUCCAAACCAAA